AUGUCUUUCCUUGAAUCUCUUAUAGGGUUUUGCCUCAUAGCUUGGUUAUCUGUGAUCUCUGCACAAACCCAACACAAUGAAACCCAAGUUUCAGAGUUGAAGUAUAAGACAGAAUCAACGGUAUAUGAAAUGCUUGAGAAAUUCAAUUUCCCAAAAGGGAUUCUCCCAGAAGGAGCUACUGGAUAUGUGCUUCAUGAAGAUAACAGAUUCGAAGUUUAUCUGGGUCGAGACUGCAGGUUUAAUGUUCAAGGAGGGUAUACUCUGCAUUACAGCAGGAAGAUCUCAGGGCGAGUUGGGUUUGGUUAUUUGAGUGAAUUGAAAGGUGUGAGCGUGAAGAUCUUGUUCUUAUGGUUGGGCAUCAAUGAGGUGACCGUAGGAGAUGGAAAUUUGUAUUUCUAUGUUGGACCCAUAUCGGCUUCCUUCCCCCUGUACAAUUUUGAAGAGUGCCCUCAGUGCGGUAACGGGGUGGAUUGCCCUAAACUUGUGUCGGAUUCUUGA
Molecule: messenger RNA, 498 nt
Organism: Macadamia integrifolia
Lineage: Eukaryota; Viridiplantae; Streptophyta; Magnoliopsida; Proteales; Proteaceae
Exons: 1
Coding region: 1-498 (165 amino acids)
Source: RefSeq, a predicted model, not a curated record